This is a messenger RNA of Saccostrea cuccullata (small rock oyster), 511 nucleotides long. Its product is annotated as organic cation transporter protein-like. NCBI's taxonomy places the organism in Eukaryota, Metazoa, Mollusca, Bivalvia, Ostreida, Ostreidae. The transcript is spliced from 3 exons. Bases 18 to 434 code for a protein of 138 amino acids. The record is from RefSeq and is a predicted model, not a curated record. Gene Ontology annotation, molecular function: transmembrane transporter activity. Gene Ontology annotation, biological process: transmembrane transport.
GGAGUCCAGGUCAUCAGAUGUACACGACAGUGAUCCUGGCGAUGCUCGGUAAGAUCGGGGCCGCUGCAGCUUUUGCCGUUAUUUAUGUCUGGUCAGCGGAACUAUACCCCACAGUGGUUCGUAACGUGGCCAUGGGUGCCAGCUCGUCCUGUGCGCGUAUUGGAGGGAUGGUGUCCCCCUAUAUAGCAGACCUCAGUUUGUUGGUUGAUGGUCAUUUUGGACAAGCUCUUCCUUUAGUCGUGUUUGGGAUAGCUUCAAUAAUAGCAGGACUGCUUUCCCUUAUUUUACCGGAAACACUAGGAGCCAAUUUACCAGAAACCAUUCAAGAUGGCAAAGAUUUUCCUAAACCAAAGCGAGCAAAAAAUUACUUGGAAGACAGGUCUUCAAAUGCUCACAGGAAUGAUGGUUUUACUGUUGAUACGACGAAAUUCUAAAUUAAUUAUACUCAUAGAUAUUGAACAUAUUCAACUCCUAAUUCAUAAAGCGAUGUUUUCAUCUAGCCUGCGCUAUC